This is a messenger RNA of Pleuronectes platessa (European plaice), 11696 nucleotides long. It is a transcript of the gene utrn, whose product is annotated as utrophin. Lineage: Eukaryota; Metazoa; Chordata; Actinopteri; Pleuronectiformes; Pleuronectidae. Gene Ontology annotation, biological process: synaptic signaling. Gene Ontology annotation, molecular function: zinc ion binding; protein binding. The record is from RefSeq and is a predicted model, not a curated record. Gene Ontology annotation, cellular component: plasma membrane. The transcript has 80 exons. The coding region runs from base 399 to 11099 and encodes 3566 amino acids.
CCCCCCACCCCACCCCCGGAGCUACGGUGGUCAGUGCGGUUCGGCUUCGUCUCUUCUUCUUUUUUUCCUGGGCACAUUGUUGGAGACUGGAUGCGCUCGAGGCUCCAGCUCGACCCCGUGUGUGGACUCAGCCAGUUGCCCAUUAAAGAACACGAGUGGGUGGGAGCUCGGGGAAAAUGCCUUAAACCAACCGGGUCGAUGCACUUUGUGGUGUUUGAACUUUUGGCCUCGCUUGUGUAGCCCCACGUUCUGGACUUUGUUGUGAGGCGAGCACGUCUCCUGGCUCCUCGGUGACAGCAGAGGUACAGACAGAGGGUGUGUUACACUGCCUACCGAGGGGGCGGACCCCGUAACACAACUUCCAAGUGAUUUUUUUUGCAUUGGAUUAAUUGACGACCAUGGCUACACACGGAGAUGCUGCGGAGGGAGGAACCAAUAAAGAGUUCAACGACAUCAUCAAAUGGAGAUCCGACGAGCACGAUGCAGUACAGAAGAAAACGUUCACCAAAUGGAUCAAUGCACAGCUCUCCAAGACGGGGAAGACGCCCAUCAAAGACAUGUUCUCCGACCUGAAGGACGGGAAGAAGCUGCUGGAGCUGCUGGAGGGUCUCACUGGAACUGUCCUGACCAAAGAGCGAGGCUCCACCAGAGUGCACUCUCUCAACAACGUCAACAAAGUACUUCAAGUCCUGCAUCAAAAUAAUGUGGAUCUGGUGAACAUAGGAGGGACGGAUAUUGUGGAUGGGAACCACAAGCUGACCUUAGGCCUCAUCUGGAGUAUUAUCCUUCACUGGCAGGUAAAAGACAUCAUGAAGGACAUCAUGUCCAACCUGCAGCAGACCAACAGCGAGAAGAUCCUGCUGAGCUGGGUGCGUCAGUGCACCAACUCCUACCCAGAAGUCAACGUGGUGAACUUCACCACCAGCUGGGCCGACGGGCUGGCUCUCAACGGCAUCCUCCACCACUUCAGACCGAACGCCUUCAGUUGGGAUCAGGUGGUCAAGCUGAGCCCGGUGGAAAGACUGGAACAUGCCUUCACCGUAGCCAAAGACCAGCUGGCUAUUGUGCGGCUGCUGGAUGCUGAAGACGUGGCGGUGCAGCUCCCAGAUAAGAAGUCCAUCAUCAUGUACGUGACGUCUCUGUUCGCGGUGCUGCCCAAAGAUGUGAGCAUGGAGGCGAUCAGGGAAGUGGAGACGCUGCCACGCAGAUUCAAAUCGGAGGACUCGGGUCCGGGCCUCAGCGCUCAGAGUGUAAAGAUGCAGGAAGCAGGCAGCAGCCCCCGGCCCGAGACCCCCGGCACGCUGACGGAGACGGAGGGCGAGAUGGAGGACAGCCGGCCCGAGGUGGACCUGGACAGCUACCAGACCACCCUGGAGGAAGUUCUGACCUGGCUGCUGUCGGCUGAGGACGCCCUGCAGAUCCAGGACGAGGUGUCGGACGACGUGGAAGACGUCAAGGAUCAGUUUCACACACACGAGGCCUUCAUGAUGGAGCUGACAGCACACCAGAGCAGUGUGGGUAAUGUGCUGCAAGCUGGUAAUCAGCUGAUCGCACAGGGCAACCUGACUGAGGAGGAGGAGGAUGAAAUCCGGGAGCAGAUGAGCCUCCUCAACUCCCGCUGGGAGAGCCUCCGAGUGGCCAGCAUGGACCGACAGGCCAGGCUCCACGAAGUCCUGAUGGAUCUUCAGCAGCAGCAGUUGCAGCAGCUUUCUGAUUGGCUCACCAAGACUGAAGAGCGAAUCAGGAGGAUCGAGACAGAGGCGACGCCUAAAGACGUGGAGCUCUACCAAGAACAGAUAGAGCUGCACAAAGAGCUUCAGAACGACCUGGAGGCCGAGCAGGUGAAGGUGAACUCCCUGACACACAUGGUGGUCGUGGUGGAUGAGAACAGCGGUGAGAGCGCCACUGCUGCCCUGGAGGAGCAACUACAGACAUUGGGUGAGCGCUGGGCAGCCGUGUGCCGCUGGACGGAGGAGAGGUGGCACAAGCUGCAGGACGUCUUCAUGGUGUGGCAGCAGCUUCUGUCGGACCAGAGUUUGUUUCGAGAGUGGUUGGCAGAAAAAGAGGAGGCUCUGAGUGAAGUUCAGACCAGCAACUUUAAGGACCCGGGUGAAAUGAAUACCAAUGUGCGGCGAUUAGCAAUUUUAAAGGAAGACAUGGAAAAGAAGAAGAGAACUCUGGACCAGCUGUCUGAUGAGGGACAGGACGUGAUAUCUCUGCUGCGGAGUCCUGAGGCAGGAGCCAAGAUCGAGGUGGACACAGAGGAUCUGGCUCAUAGAUGGGACAACCUGGUGCAGAGGCUGGAGGAUUGUUCCUUCCAGGUGAUGGAAGCUGUCACAGACUCCGGGAUGACUCAGAUGGAAGACGUAGAAGACGUUGUGGACACAGCUCCUGUGGCUGCGGCUGUGUCCAGCCCUGACCAGGAGUUGGCUCCACCUGCUCCCCCCAAGAAACGCCUGGUGGAGACUGAUGCAGAAGUCCGGCGAAAGUUUGAAAACCAGCUUUCUGAGCUCCUCAGCUGGAUCAAAACGUAUAAGACGUCUCUUCAGGCUCUGGCGUCCGCGCACCCUGAGACGACACCUCACUCACCAGACCUACAGGACAAGCUGAAGGGCUUGGAGUCGGACCUCACAGGAAAGGAAGCCACAGUUGGUCAAGUGGUCCAGGAGGGACGGGUCCUGAUGGACCAGCUGGAGAGAGAGGGGGUGUGUGUGGACUCGCUAAGAGCAGAUGUGGGCCUGAUACAAACCGAGUGGGACGUCUGUGCGAGGGAGCUGGGGGCAGCUGGGGAGCGAGUCCACACCCAGACCCGGGUCAGCUCGGUGUCUGCAGAGCUGACAGACCUGGACGGGGUCUUGGAGGAGCAGGACCGGUGGCUGGACUCGACCUCGGCUGUGGAAAAGUGCGACGAGGCCGAGCUGAGAAACCUGAGCGGAGAAUGUCAGUCCCGACUCGUCCAGGUCACCGCACUGAGGCCUCGACUGGAGCAGCUCUCUGCAGAGGCAGGAUCACUGGGCGCCGUGCCCUCGCUGAAAGACAGCAUGGUGGUGGUCUCGGCACAUCACGCCUCCACGCUGCAGCGGCUACAGAGCAGAGAGGAAGAAGUCAGCAAAGCCUUGGCCCCCCCGGAGGCCGAGGAGAUGGCCCCGUGUCCCGUGGAGGCUCUGGAGGCCGGACUGUCCACUUUGAGAGAAGGAAUCACAGACGUCCCCACCACUGAGGCAGCAGUGGAGCGGGCACAGGCUCUGUGUAUAGAGAUCGAGCAAACGCAACAAGCCUCGGAUCCGGCAGAACUACAAAGGUGGAGUCAACUUUCCUCCAAGGCUCGCGAGGAGCUGGGGACUCUGCAGUGCAUCCUGGGUAGCAUGAAGGACAACCAGGUGCGUGUGGUGCAAGUUGAACGUUGGUUGGAUGCGGUUCAGGAGCUGUUGUCUCAUGAUGCCGCCGGGUUGAGCCAGACAGAGAGACCACGUGAAGAGCUUAACCAGUGCAAGGAGUAUGUGAAUGAGAUGGAGUCAGUGGAAGGUUCGUUGAAGCAGAUGGGAGAGAAUGUGAGUGCCGUGCAGGCCACUGCAGUCCCGGGACUGGCCACGUGGGGGCAGGAGAAGUUGGACGAGUCCCGGGGAAAGUGGGACACGCUCAGCAAAAAGCUGCUGAGCCACCAGGAGCGCGCGGCAGAGCGUCAGGAGAAGCAGGUGAAUCUGAAGAAGGACUUGGCGGAGAUGCAGGAGUGGAUGACACAGGUAGACGAGGAGUUUCUCAUGCGGGACUUCGAGUACAAGGGUCCCGAGGAGCUGGAGGCCUCGCUGGAGGAGAUGAAGAGGGCUAAAGAGGAUGUGCUGCAGAAGGAGGUGAAGGUAAAGAUCCUGAAAGACAGCAUCAACAUGUUGGUGUCCAAAACAGCGCCCCCUGGUGGAGGCAGUGGACAGGAGCUGACGACAGAGCUGGAGGGGGUACUUGCGAAUUACCACAAGCUGUGCGACCGCCUCAAGAGCAAGUGCCACACUCUGGAGGAGGUGUGGUCCUGUUGGAUGGAGCUGCUUCAGUACCUGGACAUGGAGCAGAAUUGGCUCAACACUGUGGAGGAGAAAGUUCAAGCCACUGACAACCUGCCGGAGAGUACUGAGGCCGUCAGUGAAGCUCUGGAGUCGUUGGAGAGCGUGCUUCGCCACCCGGGGGACAACCGCACGCAAAUCAGAGAGCUGGGUCAGACGCUGAUUGACGGCGGCAUUUUGGACGAGCUCAUUAGCGAAAAACUAGAGACCUUCAAUUCUCGCUACGAGCAACUCAACAACCAGGCGGUGAACCGGCAGAUCGGCCUCGAGCAGCAGCUGCAGACGCUGAAGGAGAACGAACAGGCGCUGCAAUCCCUGCAGGAGUCUCUGAGCCAGCUGGACCACACACUCACCUCCUACCUCACCGAUCGCAUAGACGCCUUCCAGCUCCCGCAGGAGGCGCAGUCCAUCGGGGCAGAGGUCGCAGCCCACGAGGUGACAGUAGAAGAGAUGAGAAAGAGGAACGUGGCCAAUUUGCCCCCCCCAGGCGCUGAUGGCAAGGCUGCCCGCAGUGGGACCAUGCUGGAUCAUCUUCAGAGGAAGCUGAGGGAGAUCUCCACCAAGUACCAGCUGUUCCAGAAGCCCGCUAACUUUGAACAGCGCAUGUUGGACUGCAAGAGGGUCCUGGACGGGGCCAAGGCUGAGCUGCACAUCCUGGAUGUCACAGACGUGGAUCCAGAGAAGAUCCAGUCCCACCUCAAUGGCUGCAUGAAAUUAUACAAACUGCUGAGUGAAGUGAAGCUCGAGGUGGAGACGGUGAUAAAAACCGGUCGCCAGAUUGUGCAGAAGCAGCAGACUGAGAACCCCAAGGCAAUGGACGAACAGCUUACUGCUCUCAAGCUGCUAUACAAUGACCUGGGGGCUCAGGUGACGGAGGGGAAGCAGGACCUGGAGAAGGCCAUGUCUCUGACGCAGAAGUUCCAGAAGGAGAGCGCCGCCCUGCAGGAGUGGCUGAGCACCAAUGAGGCUGAGCUCCAGCAGAAGAACGGCUGUGGAGACAUGCCAGCCGACAUCGAUGCUGAGAUCGCAUGGGCUAAUGGCCUCCUGAAGGAGUCGGAGCGGCGUAAGGCCGAGCUGUCCAGCCUGAUGGAGACCAGUGCCGGGCUGCAGACUCUGGUGGAGGGCAGCGAGGCGCAGCUGGAGGACAAACUCUUUGGUCUCAAUGAAUCCUGGGGCCGCGUACGCACCUGGACGGAGGACUGGCUCAGCACUGUGCUGAGUCAUCAGAACGAGGUGGAAAUCUUUGAUGAGAACGUGGCUCACAUCAGCACGUGGCUCUACCAGACCCAGAUCCACCUGGACGAGGCCGAGCGGCUCGCACCGCCCGAGAGGGAGAUAGUGCUGCAGAGCAUGAUGGAGGAGCUGGAGGACGUCAGUCUGCGUGUGGACAACGUGAGGGAGCAGGCCAUCAUCCUGAUGACCAGCAGGGGGCCCGCCUGCCGAGACGUGGUGGAGCCCAAACUUGAGGAGCUCAACUGCAACUUUGACAAAGUGUCUCAGCACAUCAAGACAGCCAAGAUGAUGACCAGCUUGAAGUCGGGAGGUUUUGAGGUUAUCCAGCAGGCACCUCAGCAGAUCCGUCACAACCAGGAGAUCCGAGCCGAGGUUAUCCAGCAGGCACCUCAGCAGAUCCGUCACAACCAGGAGAUCCGAGCCGAGAGUCAGAGUCGGGCUCAUCCUCUUGAGCCUCAGGUCUCUAGUGAGGUGAAGGACCUUCAGGUGGAGCUCCAGGACACCCUGAGGGCCCUGCAGCAACAGCAGCAGCAACAACAACAACAACAACAACAACAACAACUUGAUGAUGACAAGAUGGAUGAGGAGAAAGCCGGGGUGGAGGAGCUGCUGCGGAGAGGAGAGGAGCUGCUGCAGCAAACUUCAGACGAGGGCCAGAGGGAGGAGCUGAGACUCCUGCUGCUCGGGCUUCAGAGCCAAUACUCUGCUCACAGGGAGCUGACGGUGCUGCGGAUCAGGCAGGUGGAGGUCUCUGUGGACUCGUCGUCUUCUCACUCCUUCACAGAGCAAACAAAAGAGUGUUCAGCAGAGGAGAUGUCUGCACCGGAGCGUAGCACCGCCUCCUCGCUGAGCCCCUCCGACUACCUGCUGGACAUCAACAAGCUGCUCCUCUCCAUGGCUGACAACGAGUUGCUUCUGAAUUCGCCUGAGCUCGGCGGGGGGCGCUAUGAAGACUUCUCCAGCCAGGAGGACAUGCUGAAGAAUAUCAAAGUGAAUCUGGAUCAUCUGGGCGAGCAGGUCACAGGAAUCCACGAGCGCCAGCCUGAUGCCAUUCAAGACGCUUCCCCCCCGCAGGUCUCUCAGAUCGGAGACGCCCUCACGCAGCUCAACGCCGGGUGGGACCGCCUCAACCGCAUGUACAACCACCGCAAGGGGAGUUUUGACCGUGCCAUCGAGGAGUGGGGGCAGUUCCACUGUGACAUGAACGACCUGAGUCAGUGGCUGAGUGACACCGAGACACUGCUGUCGGAGAGCGUCAGCCCGGACGGACAGCUCGACCUGAACUCCGCCCGAAGACACCAAGAGGAGCUGGAAGAAGGCGUGGUUAAUCACCAACCUGUCCUGGCUGGACUCUCCCGCACCGGGGAGCAGAUUAUUGGGCAGCUGUCGUCUCCUGAUGGCCCACUGCUCGAAGAGAAGCUGGACGGCCUCAGUCACCGUUGGAGAGUGGUCAAGCGCCAGGUGGUGGACAGACAGCGCCGGCUCACUGGCGAGGACCCGGCCCUGUCAGACCUGGUGAGGAGACGCAAUGAGCUGGCUGUGUGGCUGGAGCAGGCGGAGAACGCUGUCAGCUCCCUGCCUGUCACAGCCACUGACGAGAGCUUCAAAGAACUCAAGGCCCUCGCUGAGGAAAUGGACGCACACAAUGAGCGACUCGGUUGGUUGAACAAGCACGCGCCUCAGAUCCUGGCCAGUCCCAGCGUGAGCCCCCAGAGCCGGGACCAGCAUGUCGGCAAACUGAGAGCCAUCAACCUCAACUGGAGCAAAGUGACCCAUGAGCUGUUGGAGAAGGUGGGGGAGGUGGAGUCCAACCUGCAGAGUCACGCACAGUUCCAGGACAGGAUGGAGCGACUCACCGACUGGGUUGUCGUCACGCACCAGACAAUCAUAACCAGAGGCCUGAACCCUGUUCAAGCACAGGCUCUGGAGGCUUCCAUGAAGGACAGGAAGAAGGACCUGGAGGAGCUGUUGGCUCAUUCCAUCGAGCUACAACGACAACAGCAGCUGCUGCCUCAUGAAAAGACCAAGGUAGAGGAGCUGGCAGCUGAUUGGAAAGCUCUGGAUGGUCGAAUCAGGGAAUCUCUUCAGCCGCCCAUCUCUCCAUGGGCACAGCACCAGCAUGUCGUCCAGCACCAGCAGCUUGUGUCUUCUGUCCCCUCAGCCGUGCAGCUGGCCAGUCUGAUGAGCGAGGACCCCUACCACCAAACCCCGCACACGCCGGAAGGCGUGGCUCCCACCGACCUCAACGAGACGGCCACCGAGCUGGCCGACUGGCUGCUCCUCAUCACGCAGAUGCUCAAGUCGAACAUUGUAACCGUGGGGGACACGGAGGAGAUCAGGGCCACUAUGGAACGUCUGCAGGUGACGAAGAGUGACCUGGAGCAGCGCCACCCGCAGCUCGAGGACAUCUUCACCCUGGCACAGAACAUCAAAAACAAGACUUCUAACCUGGACGUUCGCACAUCCAUAACUGAGAAACUGGAGAAGGUACGCAGCCAGUGGGACAACACUCAGCACGGUGUCGAGGCUCGACUCCAGCAGCUGGACAACAUGACCGCCCACAGUAUCCAGUGGGAGGAGCAGAGGAAGGAGACGAAGGCUCUUAUUGGGCACCACGAAGGACGCUUCCACAGCCUCCUCCAGCCGUCCAGAGAGCCCCUGACUAAACAGCUCGCUGACCACAAGGCGUUUCUCCAGGACCUGGGACGGGGCCAGGGCACGGUGGCAGCCUUCAACGAGUUGUCCGGUCAUCUUCUGCGGGAGUAUUCCACCGACGACACCAGGCGGAUCAAAGAGGUCGCAGACAAACACAACGCUGCCUGGAACAACCUCAACAACAGGGGCGGUGACCGUUACACUCAUCUGGACGGGGAACUGAAGGGUCUGCAGAUGUCGCUCAGGGAACUGGAGUCCUUCCUCAAGUGGCUCCAGGAGGCGGAGACUACCGUUAACGUCCUGGCCGACGCCUCCCAGAGGGAAGACCUGACGCAGGACUCCGCCCACGGGAAGGAGCUGAAGCAACAACUGGAGGACAUUCAGGCUGAGAUCGAUGCCCACAAUGACAUCUACAAGAGCGUGGACGGGAACAAGUCAAAGAUGGUCAAGGCUCUGGGCAGCUCGGAGGAAGCCGUGUUCCUCCAACACAGGCUGGAUGACAUGAAUCAACGCUGGAGCGACCUGAAGGCCAAAUCCGCCAACAUUAGAGCGCACCUUGAGGCGAGUGCCGAGCGCUGGUCUCGUCUGCUGGGCCUCCUGGAGGAGCUGUGGAGGUGGAUCUGCAUGAAGGACGAGGAGCUGGCCCAGCAGAUGCCCAUCGGAGGAGACGUGCCCAUCUUACUGCAGCAGCAGAGCCACUGCACGGGGAUACGGGCAGAGCUGAAGGAGCGUGAGCAACUGGUGAACAGUACGUUGGACCAGGCCAGGAUGUUUCUAGCUGACCAGCCGAUCGAGGGUCCUGGAGAGCCACGCAAGAUCCCGCAGCCCAAGACGGACCUCACCCCAGAGGAGAAGGCCCGGGUGUUAGCUCGGGCCAUCCGCAAGCAGACGGGCGAGGUGAGGGAGCGGUGGGAGCGUCUCAAAGGACACGUGGGCGGCUGGCACAGUCAGGUGGAGCGGGCGCUGGAGCGACUCCAGGAGCUGCAGAGCUCCAUGGACCAGCUCGACCUGCGGCUGACUCAGGCGGAGGAGGCCAAAGCUACCUGGCAGCCUGUGGGGGAUCUGCUGAUCGACUCGCUGCAGGACCACAUCGACAAGACCAUGGCCUUCAGAGAGGAGGUGGCCCCCUUACGUCAGGACGUCAAAAUGGUCAAUGAGCUCUCUGCAGAGCUGAACCCGCUGGACAUCCAGCUGUCCUCCACCGCCUCCAGACAACUGGACCAGCUCAACAUGAGAUGGAAACUGCUGCAGGUGGCGGUUGACGAGAGGCUGAAGCUACUUCAGGAAGCCCACCGAGACUUUGGCCCCUCCUCCCAACAUUUCCUCUCCACUUCCGUACAGCUCCCCUGGCAACGAGCAGUGUCCCAGAAUAAGGUUCCAUAUUACAUCAAUCACCAGACGCAGACGACCUGCUGGGACCAUCCAAAGAUGACAGAACUCUACCAGUCACUAGCGGACUUGAACAAUGUGAGAUUCUCAGCAUACCGAACAGCCAUGAAGAUCCGCCGACUACAGAAGGCACUGUGUUUGGACCUGUUGGACCUCAGCGUGGCACAGAACACCUUCGAGCAGCACAAACUCACCAACAACAAUCAGCUGCUCUCCGUCCCCGACGUCAUCAACUGCCUGACGUCCAUCUACGACGGCCUGGAGCAGGAGCACAAGGACCUGGUCAACGUGCCUCUGUGCGUGGACAUGUGUCUCAACUGGCUGCUCAAUGUUUACGACACUGGCCGCAGUGGGAAGAUCCGCGUCCUGUCCAUGAAGAUCGGCGUGCUCUCUCUGUCUAAGGGUCACCUGGAGGAGAAAUACAAAUACCUCUUCAGCCAGGUGGCGUCGGCAGGGGACACGUGUGACCAGCGGCAGCUCGGACUUCUCCUGCACGAAGCCAUCCAGAUUCCGAGGCAGCUGGGGGAGGUGGCCGCCUUCGGAGGCUCCAACAUCGAGCCGAGCGUCCGCAGCUGCUUCCAGCACGUGACCAAUAAGGUGGAGCUGGAGCCCAGGCAGUUUGUUGAUUGGAUGCGUCUGGAGCCUCAGUCCAUGGUUUGGCUUCCUGUGCUGCACAGAGUCGCCGCAGCAGAGACGGCGAAACAUCAGGCAAAGUGUAACAUCUGCAAGGAGUGUCCCAUUGUUGGCUUCAGGUAUCGCAGUCUGAAGCAUUUCAACUACGACGUUUGUCAGAGCUGCUUCUUUUCCGGCCGCACCGCCAAGGGCCACAAGCUCAACUACCCCAUGGUGGAGUACUGCACGCCGACGACAUCAGGUGAGGACAUGCGCGAUUUCACCAAAGUGCUGAAGAACAAAUUCCGAUCGAAGAAGUACUUUGCCAAACAUCCUCGGCUCGGUUACCUGCCGGUGCAGACGGUCCUGGAAGGAGACAACAUGGAAACUCCCGUCACCCUCAUCAGCAUGUGUCCGGAGCAGUACGAGCUGUCCCCGUCACCUCAGUUCUCUCAUGAUGACACCCAUUCCAGGAUAGAGCAGUAUGCCAGCAGGUUGGCCCAGAUGGAACGCUCCAACGGCUCCCUGCCCACAGACAGCAGCUCAGCCACAGGAAGCAUGGACGACGAGCAUGCCCUGAUCCUGCAGUACUGCCAGACGCUGGGAGGGGAGGGCUCCCCCUGCAGUCAGCCCCAGAGCCCUGCCCAGAUCCUCCAGGCCGUGGAGAGGGAGGAGCGGGGCGAGCUGGAGCGGAUCAUCGCUCGGCUGGAGGAGGACCAGAGGACCCUGCAGAGGGAGUACGAGCAGCUGAAAGAGCAGCAUGGCCAGCGAGGGGCCCCCGCCGGCAGCCCCUGGGAGUCGGAUGGCUCCUCUGCCCAUCCCGAGGAGGCCGAUCUGCUCGCAGAGGCCAAGCUACUGCGACAGCACAAGGGCCGCCUGGAGGGCCGCAUGCACAUCCUGGAGGAACACAACAAGCAGCUGGAGUCUCAGCUCCACCGCCUCCGACAGCUACUGCACCAGCCGGAGGUGGACGCAAGGGUAAACGGAGUGUCCUCUCCCGCCGGACAAGACCGAGGGCCCCUGACGGAGAACUCAGAUGAGCUGCUGGAUUCCCACAACAGCAGCUCUGACCUGGCAGAUGUAAUGGAGCAGAUUAACAACUCCUUCCCAGCAUGCAGUCCCUCAAGUCUCCCCUCAAGACCACAGGUGAUGUGAGGACCACACAGGAUGACGUGCGUUUGUGAAUGCACACGUGUGUUUGUGUGUGUGUGUGUGUGUGUGUGCGUGAGAGUGUGUGUCUGUGUGUGUGUGCGUGAGAGUGUGUGUCUGUGUGUGUGUUUGUAGUGAGUGCUGGAGGAGACAGGAACAUUCCCAAACAAACAACGUCCCUCCCCCCCCCAAGACCCUGAAUCCCAAAGACGCACAGGACCGGACAACUUAACUACUUUUACCACCUUGUCUUGUACUAUGCAAAUUGUACAUUUUAUGAACUGUAGAUUGUACCUGAAUUAGGUUCGGCAUUUGUCAGUGAUUUGUUUUUCGAUAAGCAGAAGAGUAUAUGGCACAGGGCUGUGUACAUUGAAACCUGCUUCUUGUUUUUCAGAGGGGGGGUUUGGGGGGUUUUGUGUUUUGUUCUUGUUAAGUUUUGCUUUCACUGGGAAUCAAACUGUUACAUGUUUUUAUGUCAUUCCACCGCUUGGAACCCUCCAGCCCCCGAGUCGCCAUUAGCCACAGAUUUUAUUCCAUAUUUGGGAGCACACACACACAGUCACUGAGUCAUAACGCUCAGUGGCUGAGAGGAGGAUUUUUAAG